GAAACGCCCCAAGAAGAGAAGAAGCGUCUCAAACCAGGAAGUAGCGGACAGCGGUUAGUUGAACUAACCUUAACCCUAAACUAACCUUAAACUAACUCUACCUACCUGUGAGUUUGAUCAGGGCGUUGUUGAAAAGGACAAACGUGACAUUCGAACUCUGACCCUUUUGGAUGUUGAGCGUUCGGACUCUGCUCGGCUUCCUGGUGACCUCGAGAGCCGCCGCCGCCUUCUCUGGGACAUGUUCACCGUCUGCAGCAGCUAACGUUCAUCAGAAGGACUGUUUGAGGAGCAGAGCAGCGUCCAGCAUGGCCCACACGAUCAAAUACCUCGGGCAGGAGGAGGCUCAGCAUAUCGAUGAGGAGCUCUUCUCUGAGUAUGGCUUCAGCGUGGAUCAGCUGAUGGAGCUGGCUGGACUCAGCUGUGCGAUGGCCGUCACUCGGGCGUAUCCACUCACGUCUCUGGUGAAGUCCAGAGCUUCUCUGCUGGUGAUCUGUGGACCAGGAAACAACGGAGGAGAUGGUCUGGUCUGUGCAAGACACCUGAAGCUGUUUGGCUAUGAACCCUCCAUCUUGUACCCAAAGAGGCCCAACAAGCCGCUGUUCCAGGGUUUGACUACACAGUGCCAGAAGAUGGAGAUUCCCUUCCUGACCGAGAUGCCGGAGGCUGAAGUGGUGGAUGAAGCUUAUAACCUGGUGGUCGAUGCCAUCUUUGGCUUCAGCUUCAAAGGAGCCGUACGAGAACCGUUUGGAUCCAUUCUGGACGUUCUGAAGAAAACCACUGUCCCCGUGGCCAGCAUCGACAUCCCCUCAGGUUGGGACGUGGAGCAGGGCAGCGCUGACGGACUGCAGCCCGACAUGCUCAUAUCCCUGACGGCUCCCAAGAAGUCGGCCUCCAUGUUCAGAGGUCGGUACCACUUCCUGGGAGGCCGCUUCGUUCCGCCCGGCUUGGAGAAGAAGUACGAGCUGAACCUGCCUCAGUAUCCGGGGACAGACUGUGUGCUGCAGCUGUAAGAGGCACCCGGAAAACAACCAGAAAACACCCAAGAAAUACCUAAAAAACACCUGCAAAACUAACUGACCCGCUACAUAAUAAUAUGUGAGGUUAGCUUUGCAUGCAGAAUGGAAAAUGGGGGGAAAACGAAUUGAGUGGCGCUCUCAUAGCAACAACAAACAUCACGACAUGUCGUGGAUUUUUACUGUUGAUCUCAUGAAUUUUAAUCACUUUCUUAAUAAAUGCAGCCUUAUCAAUCAAUAAAUGAUCGUUAUAUAAAAUGCAA
This is a messenger RNA of Acanthochromis polyacanthus (spiny chromis), 1276 nucleotides long. It is a transcript of the gene naxe, whose product is annotated as NAD(P)HX epimerase. The record is from RefSeq and is a predicted model, not a curated record. Gene Ontology annotation, cellular component: mitochondrion. The transcript is spliced from 7 exons. The coding region runs from base 171 to 1010 and encodes 279 amino acids. Gene Ontology annotation, molecular function: NAD(P)HX epimerase activity. NCBI's taxonomy places the organism in Eukaryota, Metazoa, Chordata, Actinopteri, Pomacentridae.